This is a messenger RNA of Lethenteron reissneri (Far Eastern brook lamprey), 813 nucleotides long. RefSeq lists its product as uncharacterized. NCBI's taxonomy places the organism in Eukaryota, Metazoa, Chordata, Hyperoartia, Petromyzontiformes, Petromyzontidae. The record is from RefSeq and is a predicted model, not a curated record.
CAGACCAGAGAAGCUGGCUUUGGCGAGAAAACUCUGCGAGGAUUUACUCCAGACGGUUCAUGACAAGUACAGUGCUUACCAGAACUCGAUGAGCGGUCAGGCAGGCUACUCGCAGAUGAACAACUACGGCAGGAUGUCCAUGUACCGCCCUGCCAUGCAAGCACAGCCGGUUGGAACGGCGUGGCUGGGCCCUGACGGCAUGCCGACGCCGUCACCGCAGCCGCCUUCGACGAAUGCGCAAGGACUGGCGUACGCACAGUACCCCGCUCCAGCCUCCAUGUACCAGCCGCCCGUACAGCAGCAGCAGCCACAGCAGCAGCAGGCGCAGCAGACGCAGCAGCAGCCAGCUGCGACGGUGGCAGCUAGCAAGCGGCGCUUUGUGGAAGAGCUUGACAAGGCCGACCCGUCCAGGCUGCUUGGAUACCAGGUAACUAGCCACAUCGCGCCACCCGCUCAGUUCUCCACAGCAAGGGCACAGGACUGUCGUCAUCAUCGUUAUUAUUAUUAUUUUGUUACUAUUAGUACGACUAUGACGCCUGGUUUAUCCGGGAAAGCCUCCCUGAUUGUCAGUGACGCUUUGUUCAGCAGUGUCCUGCCAAGUUUUUGGUCAUUAGCGGUGCGAUUCGAUUUUUUUUUUUCUUUCAAAAUUGGACCGUCACGCCGGCACGCAAAUGUUGCCGCUCUCGUGAAUGACGUCACGGGGUCUUUAACGUUCUCUGAAGCGAAAGGCACAUUAUUGUUAGUACGCCAGCGCUGCAGUAUUAGCCAGGGCAGCCGCUUCAUUUGAACCUCGGUCGUUCUCCCGCUUGGUCG